UUAGGGUAAGACUAACCUGGAGGCCUCCAGGUUAGGGCUAAGACUAACCAGGAGGCCUCCAGGUUAGGGUAAGACUAACCAGGAGGCCUCCAGGUUAGGGUAAGACUAACCAAGAGGCCUCCAGGUUAGGGUAAGACUAACCAAGAGGCCUCCAGGUUAGUGUUAGGUUAACCAGGAGGCCUCCAGGUUAGUGUUAGAUUAACCAGAAGGCCUCCAGGUUAGUGUUAGAUUAACCAGGAGGCCUCCAGGUUAGUGUUAGGUUAACCAGAAGGCCUCCAGGUUAGUGUUAGGUUAACCAGAAGGCCUCCAGGUUAGUGUUCGGUUAACCAGAAGGCCUCCAGGUUAGUGUUAGGUUAACCAGAAGGCCUCCAGGUUAGUGUUAGAUUAACCAGGAGGCCUCCAGGUUAGUGUUAGGUUAACCAGAAGGCCUCCAGGUUAGUGUUAGAUUAACCAGAAGGCCUUCAGGUUAGUGUUAGAUUAACCAGAAGGCCUCCAGGUUAGUGUUAGAUUAACCAGAAGGCCUCCAGGUUAGUGUUAGAUUAACCAGGAGGCCUCCAGGUUAGUGUUAGGUUAACCAGAAGGCCUCCAGGCUAGUGUUAGAUUAACCAGGAGGCCUCCAGGUUAGUGUUAGGUUAACCAGAAGGCCUCCAGGUUUCUGAGUCUUAUUAUAAAGGGGAAAAAGAGGCAAGAUGGCAGCUUGGAAUGUGGGCGACAUCAUGUGAAGUCCUCCUAUUGGUUAGUCAGGGUUUGUAAACCUUCUAGAAUCUUUGAGCAAACCAUGACAACUCGACGCAUCCUGUCUCAUUCCAUCGGCCGUCUGGAUCUCAUUCCGAAGGCCUUUCCGUUGAGCUGUCCGGGUUUCCCCUGAGGGUUCCUGGAAGUUUCCUAACUGACUAGCUGAUCUUGCCGCCAUAGGUGCAUACGGUCUGUAGGUCCAAGAUGAUCGGUUCUUUGCGAGCGACUAGCACUGGAGUUCACCGGGUGCAAGGCGCUGCGCUCUGAUUAGCUACAAUGCGGUGCCAGGUGAUGUCACCCAACAUACGGAUUAUAUGCUAAGUGAUCUCACGUGGGAUUGAUUAGAGACAGCGUCCGCAAUAACCUGCGUUGAUGCAACGUUCCGGAAGGUUGGUUUUUAUUUCGUCCAUGUUUAGUCAUACUUUGAAGGAAAAUUCCACAAAGAACAACACAAUAGCCCGGGGGUAGGAGUAUAGCGUCUGGUUAAUGUAAAGGUCUUGUGCUGUUUGUUCAUAAACGCUGAGACAGGACUAUCCGGAAAGCCAAGCAGACGUUGCUAAAAUAUCUAUUCAUUGUAAUUUGAAGCUCAAUAAACUCAAAACACGUGUCAGGUAAUCCUUUACGUUGAUUCCACCUCCUCAACGAUGAAAUGAUGAAAGACAAAGACUAAUACAAAGUCUUGGACACACAGCCUUGGACUUCGCCCCGACUCAAUUGUUAGGCCAUUUCCCGAUUGGAUUUUCAAAUGCUGCUCUCAAUUGCAUCCUGUAUCUUCCCUGCUGCCCUGUCUGUCCCGGGGGCCGACCGACUGUGAUAACAGGUUCCGCCGUAGAAUUAGGCUACUGCUCCUGCUUUCCUUCCAUUUGGGAUUUCCUCAGACUCUGGAGUGUUUCUUAUCUACAUCUGGUCAAGAUAAAGUCUGUUUUCCUAUCAACUCUGGCAGCCUAAGCAGCCUGUUUGCCAUGAGAGUCCAGAGUUGAUUUGAUUACAGUCAGAGAGUCAGGAAAAUCUAGUCCAAUUUUUUUCCAUGUUGUAAUAAGGGCUCCUUAAUCAUUGUUUUCACGUUUCUCUCAAGCAAGAACAAGAACCAUUAAAAAUGGAACAGUUUUUAAGUGAUUGCAAGGUCCUUGUGGAUCAAAGGACUGUGUGUGCGUACGCGUACGCGUGUGUCUCCGUCAUACAGGGCUGAUUGUGUUCGCAAUUCCAUGUAAAUCAGAGUCGCUCUCUCCAUGCCUGACCGCACAUGUCGACAAAACUUCAAUUUCAGCCCGCCAAAAUGAAACUACACACACACACACACAGGCACACACAGGCACACGCACGCACACACACGCACACACACACACACACACACACAGGCGCACAGGCAGCAACCAAUCAUUCUGGUCCCUCCAAUCGUCCCAUGUUUUUAGUUCAUUAACCCGGGGAGAAAAGUACUUAACCAGGAGGAGAGGGUGGGGGGGGGGGGGAGUGGGUGGUGAGCUCAUCAAUAGAGGGAGAGAGGGGGGAGGGGGGGGUCAACCGCCCCGUCCCCACGGAAACCUGGUAGCACGAUCCAUCAUAGUGACACCCACGGGGUGCAGGAUCGAUGCGGGCCCAGUGCAGCAGCCUCCACUGAGGCCCCGCCCACUGGCUUCCAGCCUCGGACACGUGCUCGCUCCACGUGGAGGCCCGCGUGGAGGCUCGCUCCACGCGGGCCUCCGCGUGCUCGCUCCGCGCGGGCCUCCGCGUGCUCGCUCCGCGCGGGCCUCCGCGUGCUCGCUCCGCGCGGGCCUCCGCGUGCUCGCUCCGCGCGGGCCUCCACGGGCUCGCUCAGCGGUUAAGCUCGCUGACACUCUAGCUUUUGAGUGGGUGUUUGUUUUGGAGGAAAGUUUUCAACGGACACACACAAAGACACACACAUGCACACGGACACACACACAGACACGCGCACACACAAACACAGACACGGACACUUGUACUUAAGAGUAUGACGAACACAAACACAGCCAUAGUGUGAGUGUUUGGGUCCAUUGGGACUGAUUUCCUGGGAAAAGGUUUCCAUUAUGCUGAUCCGAAAUAAAGGAUGAAAGGGAGAAUUCCGUUGUUUAAUUGCAUUCAAUUUUUGGCAGAAAUGAUUGUUUAGAUUUUAAUGCCUCUUUAUCUGUAAUAUCAAUGUUAGCCAAUUUUUUUUUUGAGAAUGUUACACUAAUCCACCUGAAAUAAAAAAAAUUCAAGAUCGAUCUUGGCCUGUUUUGCAUUUGUAUGUGAUCUUUGAAAAAAAACGAUAUCCAUUUAAUUUUUUAUUUUGUGUUGCACAAAACGCAGCUGGUAACUAUGUGUCUCUGUCUGCCAACAUAGUUCAGUGUUUUUAUGUGCGGUUAUGUUAUUGCAGCCAGACGUGGUCAAAUGUUGGGUUGUGCAUUGGAAAAUUCCAAAACUUCCAGGACAGCCACCUGGAUGUAUUUAAGAUGUCAGGGGCACAUCAUAUGCCCACUUCUACAUAACAAUGCCAAAACAAGAAGGAUUUGAUUAUAUCACGUUUGAAUCUGAAAACCAAACAACUCUCCUCCGACAGCAAUGCAACUACAUUUCCCAGAACCCCUUUCACCCCCACGAACGGUUGCCUAGCACCAGUGGAGACGCUUUUAUCCUACAAACUAGCCAACAGAAGCUAGGAUAGAGGUUCUACAAUCGUGUAUUAUUAAGUUGUCAUUGUUGGACCAUUUGUGUACAUGAGUAUCAUAGGACCCAUGUGAUCUAGGACCACCUUUACUAUUGCUGUUGCGUAAAAAAGAACGCACCUCGACGCGGAUCUUCCGGGGCGCCGAAGCGUCUCUGCUCCCAGGGGCCAUCGGGAGCCUGGCGACCCCUGCCUCCCAAACACCCCUGCCUCCAAAUCACCCCUGCCUCACCCCUGCCUGCCAAACACCCCUGCCUCACCAUUGUCUCCCCUGCCUCCCCAAACACUCCUGUCUCACCCCUGCCUCCCCAAACACCUGCGGCCGCUGCCGCUGCUGCAGAGACGGGGACGCGCUGCGACGAGGAAGGAGGAAGACGAGACGAGGGUCCGAUGGAGGUGAAGCAGCUCACACUGCUAAAACGCUCUUCUGAGAAAGGUGGCGUUUUAAGCACGGACCUCGUGUCCAAAUGUUUAUCCAGCCUCGGACGCUCCGGGUCCGAACUGCAUCAUGUCUACCAGUGUCUCUCUGUCCCGGGUCACAAUCUGAGCGAUAUCUCCAUCCUAUCCAAUUACGUGCAUCUCCAAAAGCUUGAGCUGGCCCGCAACAAAAUUAAAGAUUUAUCCUGCGUCAGCCAAUUGCCCUACCUCGUCUCCCUGGACGCCUCGCACAACCAACUGGCAGACUUCUUUGGAUUCCAGCCACCAUGAACCUGAAGGUAAAAUCUAACAAAGGAAGUGAACUUCUCCUACAACCUGAUGACCAAAAUGAAGGACCUGGCAGCCUACCCAUCGCUCAGCACACUGAACCUCGACCACAACCUCUUCAGUGAGAUCGAAGGUCUGAAGCCAUGCAGAAGCCUCACCCACCUCAGCCUGGCCCACAACCAGAUCUCAGCCAUCCAGGGUCUGGACGGCCUGCCUCUGAAGGACCUCUGCCUCAGGGGUAACCGGCUGGAGGCGAUGGGAGGCCUGGAGAGCUUGAGGAGCCUUGAGGUCCUGGACCUGUCCCACAACGGGAUCAGCAGUCUGUCUGGACUGCAGCGCCUGCGUGUGCUCUGCUCGAUCAACCUGGAGUCUAAACAGAUCAGUGAAAUUAAGGAGGCCACCCACAUCCACGACCUGCCUCUGCUGAGCGACCUCAACGUCCAGAAGAACCCAGUGCAGGAGCAGGAAGACUACCGGCUGUCCGUCAUCUUCCUCCUCCAGCGUCUGACCAGGCUGGACCUGCAGAAGGUCACGGCUGAAGAGAAGGUGUCCUCGGUGAAUAAGUACGACCCCCCUCCGGAGGUGGUGGCGGCCAGAGAUCACAUGACCCACCUGGUGUACCAGCUGAUGCAGCCUCAGGUCCUCUACGAUAGUACCCUGCCCAGCGUCCACUCCCCCUACCCCAUGCUGGUGCUGACAGGACCGCAGGCCUGUGGGAAGAGAGAGCUCGCCCAUCGGCUCUGCCAUGACUUCAGCGACUACUUUGCUUAUGGCACCUGCCACACCACCAGAGGGCCCUACUACGGAGAAGAGGACGGCAGCGACUACUAUUUUGUCACCGAGGAAGAAUUCCUCCACAUGAUUCACACGGGUCAGUUUGUGCAGACCGUGCAGUACGGAGGCCACCGCUACGGCCUGAGCCGCGGCGCCAUCGAGGAGGUGGCGAGGGAGGGGCUGGCCUGCUGCGUGCACAUGGAGCUGGAGGGCGUGCUGAGCCUCAAGAAGAGCAGCUUCGAGCCGCGCUACGUGCUUCUGAUCCCGACGCACACGGAGCGCUACAGCCAGAGCCUGAAGGGGCGGGGCCUCUACAGCCACGCCCAGAUCCAGGCGGCCGCCGCCCGCAUCCAGCUCUACGGCGCCACCAACAGGGACCGCCCCGGCUUCUUCGACAAUGUCAUCCCCUGUGAUGACCAGGAAGAGGCGUACAGCAUCCUGAGGACGGUGCUGAAGGAUUACCUGGGAGCGGACGACCAGGGAGACAGUGACCAUAGCAACAGAGAACUCCGAGAUCAACCCUCCACAGCCUCUCUGCCAUUGGACGGAGGGUGCCCCACCUCUGCCCAGCGUGACCAAUCAGUGUCAGACACUGAGUUAGGCUCCGCCCCUGUGCUGGAGCUGUUGGACCCCUCUUGUAGAAACUACCUGACCAAACUACAGGCCCAGCUGAGCCCCCAGAAGACCGCCGUGGAGCUGGCCUCCAUCAGUAGGAAGGAGCAGCUGUUGCGUGAGGCUCUGGUUGGGGGGCACCCAGGGGCCUACAGUCUGCUGUUUAAGAGGUGCACACACACACACACACACACACACACACACACACACACACACACACACACACACACACACACACACACCACCGUGCCCUCUGCUGUGUGGACAAGAGGCCGCUAACCCGACAGCCAGGCUUAAUGGGUCUGAUUGCAGCACUUCUUCUGACUUCUAUAGCUUCCUUUGUAUUUUAAAAUGUCCUCCCAUUAUCAUGCUGUGAUUUGACCUUGAGAGAUAAAUGGGGCAGCUGUGUGUGUGUGUGUGUGUGUGUGUGUGUGUGUGUGUGUGUGUGUGUGUGUGUGUGUGUGUGUGGU
This is a messenger RNA of Gadus macrocephalus (Pacific cod), 5958 nucleotides long. It is a transcript of the gene lrguk, whose product is annotated as leucine-rich repeats and guanylate kinase domain containing. Gene Ontology annotation, molecular function: GMP kinase activity; protein binding. The record is from RefSeq and is a predicted model, not a curated record. The transcript has 20 exons. Gene Ontology annotation, cellular component: cytosol. Lineage: Eukaryota; Metazoa; Chordata; Actinopteri; Gadiformes; Gadidae.